AUGGUCAAUGUUAAAUUUAAUACGAACCUUACGGAAACUACGGUGCAAGAAAUCAUCAAUCGUUUAAAUAAUGGUGAAAUGAAUGAACUUUUUCAUUCUUUUGAUAUCAAUCAGUUACUCAAUCAUUAUAUGACAAGUUCAGUAAUUGAUACAAAAGCAACUUUGGCACAUGAGAUAACAUCUGAAAUUAGUCGAGAAUAUUUCUCCAACAUUUGGUUUAUAUAUCAGUUAUCGUUAUAUACACUUUUUAUGAAUGAUCUUCGUGAAUUUGAAAUACCAGGUUUAUUAGAUAAUAAUUCUAUCUAUGACUUUUUCUAUAUUAAUUACGAUCAAUGGUACAAUGAUUUUGUUAAUCAUUGGGCAACUCAUCAUCGAACACAUCCAUGUGCAGCAACAAGAAAGAAUAUAGAUCCUGGCUGUAUGAGAUGUUUUGUCUUGGAUGGCAUGCAAAAAGUUGCGAGACCAAUUUGUACUAAUUAGAAUAAACAGGAAUGUACCGAAGAAUUUCCUGAUGGAAUUUACAUUGGCUGUGGUAACACACCGAAAACAAAGUCCGGCUUAUGUGAAUCAUGCCGUGAAUCCAUUUUAUUAAAAGAUAGUGAAACAUCUUUAUUAACUGAUGAUGAUAAAGGGAUUUAUGAUGAUCCAUUGAUGGGAUGCAAUGUUUCUAGAGAAGAUCGGUAUGUUGGUAGUAUAUCGAUAUUAGCAUAGAUAGUUUUUUUUCUAGUUUCGUGGACCUAGAAAAGCGAUCCUCACAAGGUAUUAUUUACACAUUGUCUUCUUGUGGAAUAGUUGUCGGCUUUGAUGAAAUUUUUCGAUCAGAAUCUUGUUUUAUCGCUUUACGGCAUUUAUUCAAAAUUAUACAUGUUAUCAAUAGUCAAUAUCAUCAAUACUUACCAAAAAUGAUUAUUUAUGAUAACGCUUGUAGCUUAUAUAUCUACUUUUGGAAUCGAUAUGGGAAAAGCGAUCGUAAUCGACAUAUUCCACAAACAUCAUCAUCAAAAUUUAUUUCUGAAUGCUUCUUCUUCAUCGAUCGAUUCCAUCAACCGAAUCAUAAACGGCCUAUGUGCCAAAAAGAAAGAAACUUAGACUAUAUUCACACAGAUGCAGCAGCUAAAAGUAUUAACACUGAAGUUGCGGAACAAAGAAAUAGUGUCUUGAAACAAUAUCACAAUGCCCUGUCAUCUUAUUCAUCAAAGAAAGCUCGUAUUGCUUAUUUGGUAUUAUUCCAUCUUAUGAAUUGCGAACGUAAUACUUGUGAUAAUCAAUUCGAAUAUAGUCGAAAAUACGUAAAAGGUGAGUUUUGCGAACAGUCCUGAAAAAUAUUUUCUAAAAACCAGAAAGAAAAGAUAAAAAGGCCACCAACACACAAUUGGUUAUAUGUUUUUUAUUUAGGCUCCUCUUCGUCGACAUG
This is a messenger RNA of Rotaria sordida, 1414 nucleotides long. NCBI's taxonomy places the organism in Eukaryota, Metazoa, Rotifera, Eurotatoria, Philodinida, Philodinidae. The record is from the annotation of a GenBank genome assembly.